AUGAAUACGUAUUCACCCCCAUUCAAAGUUCGAACAAAAGUAUCUUGGCCAGGUGAAGAAGAAGGCGAUUUAGGGUUCAUGGAGAAUGAGAUUGUCCAUGUUCUUGCAAUUGUGGAUGAAAGUUGGUGGUCAGGAAAGUUGAGGAGGAAUGGCAGAGAGGGAAUCUUCCCCAAGGAUUAUGUUGAAAUAAUCGAGGAUUUGCUUCCCAAGUCAACAUCUAGUCAGUCAAUAGCCACGCCUAAAAAGUUACUGUCUAAAGCGGUUAUUAAUAAUGAAAUUGUGAAAGCCAACUCUUCGGACUCACCUUUUCAUAAAUCUUAUCCUAAUCCAUCGAAGCCCCAGCUUCAAGUGACCAAUAAGCGUUGCGGACCUAACACGUCCUUCAACGUCGAACAGAGCUUUGAUGAUAGUUUCAAUAAUUUGGAUCCCGAUCAAUGUACACCAAAAUCGAAGACUCCAACGCCUCUGAAGAAAAAGAGAUAUUCAGCUGAUUAUGUAUCUCCCUACAACAUGUCAAGCGACAACAUGAAAGAUUACAAUACGCAUGAAGAUAUAAUCAGGCAGAAGGAAAAUGAGAUCCAAUAUCUCAAGUACUUGAAGCAACAAAAUAAUAGUGUAAUCAAUUCUAUCAUUAAUCAACAGAAACGUGCUCUGUUUCAUCAACAAGAUGUGUUAAAUAGCGCAGCUGGUUCUCCAAGCCUGAGAGUAACGACGCCGAAGAGCUCCAAGCAUACGUCUCCGUAUAAUAAUCCAGAUAGUGCAAAAUCGUAUUCAAGAAAAUCGUUAACGACGGAAGAUAAGCUUCUGCCGUUUCGAGGCUCUAAUUCUCCUUUGAUGAAACGUGAUCGCUUUAUGGAACUGGAUCCUUCUUUUUUUUCAAGAGAGGUUUACCCAGAUUCCGAUGACAUAACUUUAAAGAGGAAGCAACUAGAGAUGGAAUUGCGUAGAAUAAAACAAUUAGAAUCCUCUGUCCAACGGAAACAACGUUUACAUGGACUUGCCUUGUCUAAGCACGAUAAAAUUGAAGGAGAUCCAUCUUAUGAUUCGGGAUACAUCAGUGAAGAUUUAAUCUCGUCCAAGAAAAAUUACUUUGAUUCUAGGGAUGAGUUAAGCAGAAAGUUGACUUCGUACAUCUCAGAUGAAGAGAAUGACGGUGAAUCAGGGUCUCCACCCCCACCACCUCCCCCGAAGCACACAGCUCCAGUUAAAGCGUUCCAUUUUUAUGACCAAGAGUUAAAUCAAGAGACUGACAGAAAAAGCAACAGGAAAUGUCCUUAUGAUGCAGACGAUUUUAAAAUUUCCGGUCAUUCUGAGAAAAGGAUAGCUGUUUCGGAGGAUGAACUUCUCAUGCUUUCUCAAAUGCAACAUGAGGAUUUGAAAAACUCUAUAAAGUCUUUGCAAAGUGAUGUAUUAAACUUGUCUGAAUUAAGUGCAACGAGUGCUGGUAGCUUUAUGAGGCAUAAAUACCAGAAAGAACAACAACAGCAAGAAUUCAGGUUUAAGAAACUCACUCUUGAUGAAGACGAAGAAAAUUCUGUGGGUAACAAUAGCCAAAAGAGUGAUCUUAACAAAGAACUUAUGGAGAAUAUGUUUCAAGAUAAAAAAGCAAGGCAUCCGAAUAUAUUUAAAAAACUUAUUCAGAGAAAGAGGGAUGAAGACAACGUCAAUCCAUUGGAGCAAAAAUUAUCGAAAGACCUGGAGGUUAACUGGACCACGUUAAAAUCUGAUUUGAAUAGAGUGAACACUUUGACAUCGCAAGACAAGCAGUCUAGAACAAAGAGGGUCGUAAGGGAGAUCGGAACGUUAAUCGUUAAGCCUUUUGACUAUGUCACUGAGAUUAAUACAGAUGAAGUAACCGGUGAAAUUGACGAUGAUUUCCCAGAAUUAGAUUUUUCAAAAUUGUCUUUUGAGAAAGUUGAUAAGUUUAUGAGCGGCUACGAGAUAUCAAUUGAUAUCAACGAAUUAAUUUCAGAUAUAAGUGUGAAAUUUCAUUCUUUUCAAGUAUUUCAAAUUAGAGCUGUUCUCAUUCAUUUGUGCAAAUUUAGGAUUAUCCAAGAACCGAAUAAGAUACUGCAGCUUAAGCCAAGGCUAGGUGAGAUAUUACAUAAGGGCGAAGCCUCAAUUUAUCAGCUUAACUAUUUAUUCAAGAAAAUACUUGGUGCUUUAGGGAUUCAUUCUGAAGUAGUUUUGGGCUUCUGGAAAAAGCCAAGUGAAUUCUAUCAUGAUGAGCAAUAUGUCAUCAAUCACAGCUGGCUCUCAGUUUUAGUCAGCAAUCGAUUCAUGAUCUUGGACUUGUUGUCGUUUAAGAAAGGAACCCUUUGCAAUAUUCGAAACAGAAAGGACGGUUUCAACGAAUUUUACUUCUUAUGCAAACCGAUGAGUAUCAUAUCAACUCAUAUUCCAUCAAACAUAGAAUUGCAACAUGUAGUUCCUCCAAUUGAUCAAUGCGUCGCUUUUCAUUUACCAAGACUUUAUUCGGGCUUCUAUAACAACAGGCUUAAAUUCAUGAACUUUAAUAAUGCUUUAACUAGAUUGAAAGAUUUAGAGAUCUUUGAGGUUGACUUGGAGAUCCCUGUUGACGUCGAGCUCUUUACUUUGAUCAAAACGGCGAAGACCACGACCAAUGAGUCCUGUUUGUGUCAAGUAAAAUGGGUUAACAAUAGGCGGACAGCUAAGAUAAAAGCAAUUCUUCCAAAUGGUGAAAAAAUUGGCGUCUUGCAAGUAUUUGCGGGACCUAAAGGGAUUCAGAAAUAUUUCGACAACAUUCAUGAAUUGGCUAUCGUGGUACCAAUCUACCAUGAGGGAAUACAAAGAGAUUGUAAAUUCGUCCCCAGAUUUCCUACUGUUCAAAGUCAAGAUAAUGACUUGUAUAUUGAACAGCCACAAGUUAGUAAAGUGAUAAUUAAAAAUUCAUACAACUUUCAAGUGUAUCAGUAUCCUUCUAGAGACUUGAAUUCUGGAACUGGCUUAAUGAUUCAGGACUUUAAAUUGGUAAUAGAAUCGCCAUCAGGAAAGUACUUCAAAUUGAACAAACAAGACCCAAUUGUGCCUUAUGGGCUUUACGAAGCUAACAUUAAAUGUCAAGAAGUUGGGCUCUACAGAGGUUUAGUCAUUGGCGAUACCGGUAAUAGCUGGUAUGUCUUCACACAAUGGGAGUGCGUGCAAGGAACAGUCACAAAUUAA
Molecule: messenger RNA, 3183 nt
Organism: Priceomyces carsonii
Lineage: Eukaryota; Fungi; Ascomycota; Pichiomycetes; Serinales; Debaryomycetaceae
Exons: 1
Coding region: 1-3183 (1060 amino acids)
Biological process (GO): mitotic division septum assembly
Cellular component (GO): cytoplasm; mitotic actomyosin contractile ring
Molecular function (GO): protein binding
Source: RefSeq, a predicted model, not a curated record